Molecule: messenger RNA, 1644 nt
Organism: Syngnathus typhle (broad-nosed pipefish)
Lineage: Eukaryota; Metazoa; Chordata; Actinopteri; Syngnathiformes; Syngnathidae
Gene: cpne2
Product: copine II
Exons: 15
Coding region: 1-1644 (547 amino acids)
Biological process (GO): cellular response to calcium ion
Cellular component (GO): plasma membrane
Molecular function (GO): calcium-dependent phospholipid binding
Source: RefSeq, a predicted model, not a curated record
AUGGCUCACACUUUGGGCUCAGACAUUCAGGGCCAGACACGUGGAGUAGGACCUCAACACUGUGUCACACGGGUGGAGCUUUCUGUUACUGCUGCCAAUCUUCUGGACCGCGAUGUAGCCUCCAAGUCAGACCCGUUUUGUGUUCUGUUCCAUGAAGUGGAUGGCAACUGGGUGGAGCUUGGCCGGACUGAAACAGCUGUUAAUAACUUGAACCCAGUUUUUGGAGUGAAGUUCCAGGUGGACUACCACUUUGAAGAGAUUCAGAAGCUUCGCUUUGCCAUGUUUGAUGAAGACAAGUGUGCCACACAGCUCUAUGAGCAUGAUUUCUUGGGAGAAUACGUUUGCACACUUGGAGUGAUUGUGUCCAAUAAGAAACUUCACCGCCCAUUGAUUUUGGCCAACGGGAAGCCUGCUGGUAAAGGAUCCAUUACUAUUACUGCCCAGGAGCUGUCUGACAACAGAAUCAUCACAUUGACACUGAGUGGACGUAAACUGGACAAGAAGGAUUUUUUUGGGAAGUCAGACCCAUAUCUGGAAUUUCACAAGCAAGGAGAAGAUGACAAAUGGAUGCUGGUGCACAGGACAGAGGUCAUAAAGAACACUUUAGACCCCUCAUGGAAACAAUUUACUGUGCCUCUUGUUUCUCUCUGUAAUGGAGAUGUGGACAGAAACAUCAAGGUUUUGUGUUUUGACUAUGAUAAUGAUGGCGGCCAUGAUUUUAUUGGAGAAUUCCAAACAACAGUAGCCAAGAUGAGCGAGGCUCAGAAUUCCGUUGAGGUGGAAUUUGAAUGCAUCAACCCAAAGAAACAAAAGAAGAAAAAGAAUUAUAAAAAUUCUGGAGUUAUUAUCCUCAAAUCAUGUAAGAUUACAAGGGACUACACUUUCCUGGAUUACAUACUUGGAGGAUGCCAACUCAUGUUUACUGUUGGUAUCGACUUCACAGCAUCCAACGGGAAUCCUCGAGAGCCUUCUUCCCUCCAUUACAUUAACCCACUGGGAAGCAAUGAGUAUCUUGCUGCGAUUUUAGCUGUCGGACAAAUCAUACAGGACUAUGACACUGACAAAAUGUUUCCUGCUUUGGGAUUUGGAGCCCAACUCCCACCUGACUGGAAGGUGUCACAUGAAUUUGCGAUCAACUUUAACCCCACAAAUCCAUUCUGCUCAGGUGUGGAAGGUAUUGCACAGGCUUACUCAGCCUGUCUCCCCCACAUCCGUUUUUAUGGGCCAACAAACUUUGCUCCUAUUAUAAACCACGUAGCCCGUUUUGCAGCCCAAGCCCUGCAACAAGAAAAAGCGGCGCAGUACUUCACUCUCCUCAUUAUAACAGACGGUGUCAUCAGCGACAUGGAUGAGACACGUCAUUCAAUUGUUCAGGCGUCCAAGCUGCCCAUGUCCAUCAUCAUUAUCGGUGUGGGAAAUGCGGACUUUGCCGCCAUGGAGUUUUUGGAUGGAGACGCCAGUGUGUUGAGGUCCAACACAGGCGAGGAGGCUGUUCGCGACAUUGUCCAGUUUGUCCCCUUUAGAGAUUUUCGUAAUGCGCCAAAGGAGACCCUCGCCAAGUGUGUCCUGGCAGAGCUGCCUCAACAGGUCACUCAGUACUUUAAACAGCGGAAUCUUCCACCCAUCAACCCUGCGCCAGAGUGA